Messenger RNA from Orycteropus afer afer, 309 nucleotides. Lineage: Eukaryota; Metazoa; Chordata; Mammalia; Tubulidentata; Orycteropodidae. The record is from RefSeq and is a predicted model, not a curated record.
AUGAGCGCACGAGGUGAAGGCACGGGGCAGCAGUCCACUUCAACCCAGGGACAACCUGCCGCCCCAGCGCCUCAGAAGAGAGGACGCGGCCGACCCAGGAAACAGCAGCAAGAGCCAACUGGUGAGCCCUCUCCGAAGAGACCCAGGGGAAGACCUAAAGGAAGCAAAAACAAGAGUCCCUCGAAAGCAGCUCAAAAGAAAACAGAAGCCACUGGAGAAAAACGGCCAAGAGGCAGACCUAGGAAAUGGGUGAGAUCUCAGAAUCUGGAUUCAGAUGACUGGGGUUCACAUUCUAGUCUUACCACUUGA